CCCUCGGUCAGGCUGGGAGGACACCCUGCAUGGGGUAUAAAUGUCUCCAUGGGAUGGAUGGAGAGAAUUCCUGUCCUCGGAGAGAAGGUCAGACUGAUCCCUGAAGUGUGUGCCGAGUCCCCUGAGGGACUAUUUCUUCAUGUCUCUCUAUUCUUCCUCCACAGGUUCUGGUGCUGAGUCCACAGACUGAACUCUACAAUGAAGCUUUGUGUCCUCGCUCUUCUCCUUCUGCUGGGUCUGGUCAAUGCCCAGGACAGAACCUGCAACCUGGACAAGGCCGUCAAAAGUUCAAUAAACCAGUACUGCCAGAAUACACCUCUGGACUGCACCUACGUGCGUUCCCAGGGCAGCGAAUCCACCUGUCCUUCCGGUUAUGCACCUACCGGCUGUUCCUGUGGGAUGGGCUGUGGAUCGUGGGACAUCAAGGAAAAAUCUCGGUGUCACUGCCAGUGCGACAAAAUGGACUGGACAGCGGCGGUCUGCUGCAGGAAUAAGUGCCAGUAACUUAGACACCGCCCUGCCCACACCGGGCAUCAAAUAUGAUUUGUAACUGGUGAUUACUUAAAUAAAUGUUUUACACCAUA
Rana temporaria (common frog) is the source of this 584-nucleotide messenger RNA. Its product is annotated as resistin-like. Gene Ontology annotation, cellular component: extracellular region. The transcript is spliced from 3 exons. The coding region runs from base 199 to 504 and encodes 101 amino acids. Lineage: Eukaryota; Metazoa; Chordata; Amphibia; Anura; Ranidae. The record is from RefSeq and is a predicted model, not a curated record. Gene Ontology annotation, molecular function: hormone activity.